Molecule: messenger RNA, 12803 nt
Organism: Sorex araneus (European shrew)
Lineage: Eukaryota; Metazoa; Chordata; Mammalia; Eulipotyphla; Soricidae
Gene: IGSF9B
Product: immunoglobulin superfamily member 9B
Exons: 20
Coding region: 201-4502 (1433 amino acids)
Biological process (GO): cell-cell adhesion
Cellular component (GO): neuron projection
Molecular function (GO): protein binding
Source: RefSeq, a predicted model, not a curated record
GUAGUGCAGGUGCCGCUGCGCCGGGGCCCGGGAGGCUGCGCGCCGAGCCAAGCGGAGCCGCGGAGGGAUGGAGAGCUGGUCGCCCGGGCUGCAGGGGCACCGGCGCGGGGCGUAGGCUGGCGCGGGCGGGCGGGCGCGGGCGCUCGGGCGCGGGAGCAUUUGCGGUAGGAUGAGGCUCCCGGCGGGCGCGCGGUAGUACUAUGAUUUGGUAUGUGGCCACUUUGAUAGCAAGUGUGAUCGGCACCCGAGGUCUUGCGGCUCAAGGUGCCCACGGCCUGCGAGAGGAGCCAGAGUUUGUGACUGCCCGCGCCGGCGAGGGCGUGGUUCUGCGAUGCGACGUCAUCCACCCGGUGACAGGCCAGCCCCCACCCUAUGUCGUGGAGUGGUUCAAGUUCGGGGUGCCCAUCCCCAUCUUCAUCAAGUUCGGCUACUAUCCCCCUCACGUGGACCCUGAGUAUGCAGGGCGGGCGAGUCUUCACGACAAGGCAUCCCUGCGGCUGGAGCAGGUGCGCUCUGAAGACCAGGGCUGGUACGAGUGCAAAGUUCUCAUGCUGGACCAGCAAUAUGACACCUUCCACAAUGGCAGCUGGGUGCACCUCACCAUCAACGCUCCCCCCACCUUCACAGAGACACCCCCACAGUACAUUGAGGCCAAGGAGGGCGGCAGCGUCACUAUGACCUGCUCCGCCUUCGGGAACCCCAAGCCUGUCGUCACAUGGCUGAAGGAGGGGAUGCUGCUGGGAGCGAGUGGGAAGUUCCAGGUGAGCGAUGGCAGCCUGACAGUGACCGCAGUGAGUCGGGAGGACAGGGGUGCCUACACGUGCCGUGCGUACAGCAUCCAGGGGGAGGCGGUCCACACCACCCACCUGCUGGUCCAAGGGCCCCCCUUCAUCGUCUCACCGCCGGAGAACAUCACUGUCAACAUCUCCCAGGAUGCUCUGUUCACAUGCCGGGCGGAAGCGUAUCCCGGCAACCUCACCUACACCUGGUACUGGCACGACGAGAAUGUCUACUUUCAGAAUGACCUGAAGCUGCGCGUGCGGAUCCUCAUUGAUGGCACCCUUAUCAUCUUCCGGGUGAAGCCCGAGGAUGCGGGGAGGUACACCUGUGUCCCGAGCAACAGCCUGGGCCGCUCGCCGUCCGCCUCGGCCUACCUCACAGUGCAGUACCCUGCCCGAGUCCUCAACAUGCCACCCGUCAUCUACGUGCCCGUGGGUAUUCACGGCUAUAUCCGCUGCCCUGUGGACGCGGAGCCGCCGGCCACCCUGGUCAAGUGGAACAAGGACGGACGACCCCUGCAGGUGGAGAAGAACCUGGGCUGGACCCUCCUGGAGGACGGCUCCAUCCGCAUUGAGGAGGCCACAGAGGAGGCGCUGGGCACGUACACCUGUGUGCCUUACAACACGCUGGGGACCAUGGGCCAGUCGGCCCCCGCGCGGCUCGUCCUGAAGGACCCCCCGUACUUCACGGUGCUGCCAGGCUGGGAGUACAGGCAGGAGGCGGGCCGGGAGCUGCUCAUCCCGUGUGCUGCUGCUGGCGACCCUUUCCCUGUCAUCACCUGGAGAAAGGUAGGGAAGCCCAGCAGGAGCAAGCACAGCGCCCUGCCCAGCGGAAGCCUGCAGUUCCGCGCGCUGAGCAAGGAGGACCACGGCGAGUGGGAGUGUGUCGCCACCAACGUGGUCACCAGCAUCACUGCCAGCACCCACCUGACCGUCAUUGGCACCAGCCCCCACGCCCCGGGCAGUGUCCGGGUCCAGGUGUCCAUGACGACGGCCAACGUGUCCUGGGAGGCGGCCUACGACGGAGGCUACGAGCAGACAUUCUCAGUCUGGUACGGCCCUCUGAUGAAGCGGGCACAGUUUGGGCCCCACGACUGGCUGUCUCUGCCGGUGCCUCCGGGCCCCAAUUGGCUGCUGGUGGAUGGCCUGGAGCCCGAGACGGCCUACCAGUUUAGCGUCCUGGCUCAGAACAAGCUGGGGAGCAGCGCCUUCAGUGAGGUGGUCACUGUGAACACUUUAGCAUUCCCGAUCACAACUCCAGAACCCCUGGUGCUCGUCAGCCCACCGAGGUGCCUCACAGCCAACCGGACGCAGCAGGGCGUGCUCCUGGCCUGGCUGCCCCCCGCCAACCACAGCUUCCCUGUCGACCGCUACGUCAUGGAGUUCCGCGUGGGCGAGCGCUGGGAGACCCUGGACGAUGCCAUCCCGGGCACUGAAGGGGACUUCUUCGCCAAGGACCUGUCCCAGGACACCUGGUAUGAGUUCCGAGUUCUUGCCGUCAUGCAGGAUCUCAUCAGUGAGCCCAGCAACAUCGCCGGGGUCUCCAGCACAGACAUCUUCCCGCAGCCGGACCUGACAGACGACGGCCUCGCCCGGCCAGUGCUGGCCGGCAUCGUGGCCACUAUCUGCUUUCUGGCGGCUGCCAUCCUCUUCAGCACCCUGGCCGCCUGCUUCGUGAACAAGCAGCGCAAACGUAAGCUCAAGCGCAAAAAAGACCCUCCACUCUCCAUCACUCACUGCAGGAAGAGUCUGGAGUCUCCCUUGUCCUCCGGCAAGGUGAGCCCCGAGAGUACCCGCACGCUCCGGGCCCUGUCCGAGUCCUCCGACGACCAGGGCCAGCCGGCCGCCAAGCGGAUGCUGAGCCCCACGCGGGAGAAGGAGCUGUCCCUGUACAAGAAGACCAAGCGCGCCAUCAGCAGCAAGAAGUACAGCGUGGCCAAGGCCGAGGCCGAGGCGGAGGCCACCACGCCCAUCGAGCUCAUCAGCCGCGGGCCCGACGGCCGCUUCGUCAUGGACCCGUCCGACAUGGAGCCGUCCAUGAAGAGCCGGCGCAUCGAGGGCUUCCCCUUCGCCGAGGAGUCCGACAUGUACCCCGAGUUCCGCCAGUCGGACGAGGAGAACGAGGACCCGCUGGUGCCCACGUCCGUGGCCGCCCUCAAGGCCCAGCUGACCCCCCUCUCGUCCAGCCAGGAGUCCUACCUGCCGCCGCCCGCCUACAGCCCUCGCUUCCAGCCGCGGGGCCUGGAGGGGCGGCUGCAGGCCACGGGCCAGGCCCGGCCCCCCGCGCCCCGGCCCUUCCACCACGGCCAGUACUACGGGUACCUGAGCAGCAGCAGCCCCGGCGAGGUGGAGCCGCCGCCCUUCUACAUGCCCGAGGUGGGCAGCCCGCUGAGCUCGGUGCUCUCCUCCCCGCCCCUGCACAGUGAGGGGCCCUUCGGACACCCCACCAUUCCCGAGGAGAACGGGGAGAACGCGUCCAACAGCACGCUGCCUUUGACUCAGACGCCCACGGGCGGCCGCUCGCCCGAGCCCUGGGGCCGGCCCGAGUUCCCCUUCGGGGGCCUGGAGGCGCCGGCCAUGAUGUUCUCCCACCAGCUGCCCCCCUGUGACGUCGCUGAGAGCCUGCAGCCCAGGGCCGGCCUCCCGCGAGGCCUGCCGCCCGGCCCCCUGCAGGUGCCCGCGGCCUACCCGGGCAUCCUGUCCCUGGAGGCUCCCAAAGGCUGGGCUGGCAAGUCCCCAGGCCGCGGCCCCGUCCCCGGGCCCGCCGCCACGGCCACCGCCAAGUGGCAGGACAGACCUAUGCAGCCGCUGGUGGGCCAGGGGCAGCUGCGACACACCAGCCAAGGCAUGGGCAUACCCGUGUUGCCUUACCCCGAGCCGGCCGAGCCGGGGGGGCACGGCGGCCCCAGCACGCUCGGCCUGGACACCCGGUGGUACGAGCCCCAGCCCCGGCCCCGGCCCAGCCCCCGGCAGGCCCGGCGCGCCGAGCCCAGUUUACAUCAAGUGGUGCUACAGCCUGCCCGGCUCUCGCCUCUGACCCAAAGCCCCCUGAGCUCGCGCACCAGUUCCCCGGAGCUGGCUGCCCGCGCCCGGCCGCGCCCCGGCCUCCUGCAGCAGGCCGAGAUGUCCGAGAUCACGCUGCAGCCCCCAGCCGCCGUCAGCUUCUCUCGCAAGCCCACGCCGCCGUCCACGGGCUCCCCCACCCAGAGCAGCGGCAGCAGCCUCAGCUUCCGGCCGGCCAUGGGCUUCACCACACUGGCCACCAGCUGCCCCUCCCCGCCGCCGGGGCCCCCGGACACCCUGGAUGUGUUCGGCCAGAUGCCUUCCCCUCGGAGGGUGGGGGAGGAGCUGCUCCGGCCAGAGGGCCCCCCCCCACCGCUUCCCCCUUCCGGAACACGCCCGCCUGCGCCCGGGAGCGCUGCUGCGCCUGAGAGGCUGGAGGCCCUGAAAUACCAGCGGAUAAAGAAGCCCAAAAAGUCAUCCAAGGGCUCCUCGAAGUCCAAGAAACGAUCCGACGGUUCUGCCUCCCAGGCGCAGCAGCUCCCCAGCUCCCAGGUCCUGUGGCCCGACGAGGCUGUUUCCCUCCGGAAGAAGAAGAGACACCCCCGGCCGGACCCCUUUGCCCGCCUCUCAGACUUGUGCCACCGGCAGCUUCCGGAAGACCAGACGGCCAUUCUCAACAGCAUGGAUCAGGACGACCCUGGCCACGCCACUCUUCUGUGACCCCCCCUACUCUAAAUGCCCCCGCAGUGCGAGAAGGUUGGGGGGCCUCACCCUCCCUAGACCGUGGGCCUGCAGCCCCCUCCAAGCUCUGGCCCGCUGUCCCCACGUGGUGCCGGCUGGCCAGCGCAGACCACUCAGCAGCAGCGGGUGGAGAUGGGGCGGUAACGGGGGUCCGGAGCCAUCCGCCUGCCCCUGCCCCGCCCUCGUUCCUGGGUGAGUGUGGACGAGGAAGAGUCUGCCGCUCUCACUUUCCUCCGGGAGGGAGCGGCCUCGCCCCCCCCCCCCGCCCCCUCCACCAUCUUCCAGACUUGGAGCCCCCGCGGGAGCCCAGUGCAGCUGGGCCUGACGGCGGAGGAGGACAGGGCCUGGCGGGGGCUGGUGGCCGGCACCCUCCCUGCGUCUCUUGCCUUCACCCAUGCAGAGCUGAGUGGGGGCCUGCCACGGCGGGGGUUCAGCAGGGGUCGGCACCCCUGAGCAAGACGCAGGCCUUUGUUGCUUUGCUGUGGGGGCAUGGCGGGACGUGGGGGGCAGGCCCAGGGCCAGCACCCGUGUCUUCCCGCCUGUGCCCGGGACCCCGGCCAGAAGCUGCUUCACAGCGGGCCUGAGAGGCGGGUCCCCCGGCUCACGGCCGUGCUCCAGCCCCUUCUGCUCCCGCAGGGCCGGAAGCCCCGUGGCCAAAGGGCCUCCCCUGCUGGAACCUUCUGUGCUGUGGAGCUUGUGCUCGGCGCUAUUUAUAUCUGCCUCCGGCCCGGCCCCCCGGAGGCUGUUCCAAAGCCGACAGGAUCCUCCUUCCCUAUUGCUGCAGCUAAUUUCCCAGAUUGAUUAAUUGCCACGUGUGGGGCGCCCGCCGGCGGCACCCUGCCCCGCUACCCACGUGCCGCACGCCGACCCCACGUGGCCUCGGCCGCCCCGUCCCACCAAGGGGGGCGGAUGAAGCUGGGGAGCCCCGGUUUCUGGGGUGCUCUGGGGUGACUGCCCAUCCUGUGUCUGUGGAAUCGGGGCCAGGGUGGUCUGCGGGGGUCCGUGCCCCAGUCUUCUCUGCCAAAAUCUCAUCCGACUUCAAACUUGGCACCCUGAAGCUUCCUUCCGUGAGGUCUCCUGACGGGACUCUUUCUCCACUGAGAUUAUGGUGCUGCCCACGACCGGCGGGAGGGCGCCCAGCGGGUCCUCCUGUUCUCCCCCGCCUGGCCUCCCGCGGCUCCCUCGGUGCGGGCUGGGGACCCCCACGUCUUGAAGUAUUUCCUUCUCGGUGCUGCCGCCCCUGCGGGGACGUGGCCAAGUCAGAACCCUGGCGGCUCCUGCCCUGUCGUGACCAGGAAUGGUGCGGGGGGCCCUCUCCCGGGGACCCCUCUCUGCCACACCGGCCCGGUGCUUCUCUCUCUCACCACCCUUGCUGUCCUGCCACACACAUCCCAAGAAUGUGAUGAGUUGUGGCAAAAGAGGUGGCGGGGGUGGAGACCCUGCCCCCCUCCCCGCAGUCCCCUGUGGGGCCCUGGCCCUUGGGGGGCUGCCUUCCCCCUGGAGUCAUGCCCCAGAGAUGCCCCGAGAUCCUCCGGGGGCACUGGGGGGGUCUGGCGGGGUCCGGUGCCCGGUGGCCUUUGUUCUCCCGCUGGUGCUCCAGGCUGGAAGGCAUGCUGGCACCUGCUGUUCGCCCACUGUCCCAUUCCCAACUGUGGUGCUGGGAGUGGCCAGCCCCGAGGUGCCUUCGGGAGCAAUGACCAGGAGGUUUGGAGGACGUCACGGGAGCCGCGCUUGCGGCUGCCGGGGAGCCCCCAAAGCUCACACAGGUGCUGACUCGGUCUCUGCUCUGGCUGCCCCUUUCCUCAGCACUCAGACCAAAGGGUGGGAGCCCGGCCACGCGUCUCUCCGAUGACCAGACUGUCCCUGCUGCCCGGCGGCCUCUGUCUUCCUUCAGGGCCUUCAAGUGCAAACAGAGUCCUGCUGUGUGGCCGGGUGAAGGGGUUGAGCGACCCACAUCCAUGCUGGCACAUGCCCGAGGGGGUGGCUGUAGGCGUGGGUGGGUGUGGGUGCCUGUUGUGCUGAGGGCACAGCUGUUCCCGGGUGCCUGGUGCUGGGCACAUGCAUGCGGGUGAGUGUGAGGAUGGGUGUGUGCAUGUGUGUGUGGUUGUGUGCGUGUGUGUGCGCGUGCGUGUGUGUUGGGGGGGGGCGCAGCUGUUCCUGGGGCCGUGGUGCUGGGCACGUGCAUGCGGGUGAGUGUGAGGAUAGGCGUGGGCAUGUGUGAGCGUGUGCGUGUGUGUGUGUGUGGUGGUGAGGGGGCGCUCAGCUGUUCCUGGGGCCGUGAUGCUGGGCACAUGCAUGUGGGUGAGUGUGAGGAUGGGUGUGGGCAUGUGUGUAUGGUUGUGUGCGUGUGUGCGCGAGCGUGCGUGUUUGUGGGGGGCGCAGCUGUUCCUGGGGCCGUGGUGCUGGGCACAUGCAUGCGGGUGAGUGUGAGGAUGGGCGUGGGCAUGUGUGAGCGUGGGGGGGAGGGGCACCUACGUGCUGGUUGUGUGUACGUGGUGUGAGCACCCAAGAACAUGUGUGGUGGUGCUCAGCGGUGCCUGAGGACCAUGGUGCUGAGUGCGUGCACGCAGGUGAAGGCGCGUGUGGGGGCAUGGCCAUGCCGGGGAGCAUGUGCCCUCUGUGUUCUGGGGUGUUCCCUUCAGCCUUCUUUCACCCGGCGUGAGCUGUCUCCCCCGUGCCCGUGACUCCCUGUGGCUUCUGGCCUGGAAAGUCGCUCCAGUGCUGUGACCAAGUCGGGGCGAAAGGUUCUCCAUGGGGCCUUGGGCCAAGAGCACGUGGGGGUCGUGUGUGGGAGGCCUCGGGCUGCCUCGGGCGAUGGUGGGGGGCCUCCUGGCAGCUUUGCCGAGGAGCUGGGGGCUGCGCCUGCUGCGGAGAGGCCCGUGUGGGCUGCCGGGGCGGGGAGUACUGGCUCUCUUCACUGCCGGCUUUGCGUCGAUCCCAGGUGCGGACAGUCUGUGUGCAGAAGCAGCUGUGUGGGUUCAGGUAGGAGGCACCUUUUGGGUGCCACAAACCAUCAUUCCCGGAAAGCCAGGCUCCCAGGCUUGGUCUGGGUGAGUGGGGAGAGCCUGGAGCUCGUGCUGCUACUUGGCUAAGAAAAGAAAGUCUUGGGGUGGGCCAGGCGAAGCGUCGUUUAUUACUAUGUAGAGACCCCCAAGGGCAGGAAGGCGAGGGUCCUUCAGGGCUGCGGCUCAGGAAGCUGCAUUGGUGGGCCUUGCUGGGAAGGUGGGGCUGGGUGGGGUGUGAGGAGGCGCCUGCUCUGGGGACAGGGUGUGUGUCCAUCUGGCUGAGAGUUCGGGGGAGGGUGGAGGCCGGGCACCCCGGGGUGGGCCGGGUAUCAGGGGUGACCGAGGUUCAGGUCCAGACUGAAGGUGCUGUGGGAGGGCAAGGGUGGACGUGAGUGCCGAUUUCCUGAAGGAGAAGUGACCUGGCAGGGGAAGCCGCCCAGACUCACGAGAACUGCCUUUCCAGGUGGCUCCAGAGUAGGGGUGUUGGGGGACAGCAGGAUGCUCGCCAGGGACCACAGCCUCACCUCCCUCGGGUGCACGGUCACUUGGUGUUCCCUGGGUGCAGUGUACACGUUGAGGACUGUCCCGUGAGAAGGCGGUGGCUACCUUGGGGCGGGGUAGGCUGAGGUGUGGCCGUGAAGGGGACCUGGGGAGCAGGGGGGGCGGGGGAGGGCGCCCCGGGCUGGCUCAUGGUCUUGCUGCUUCAUUGGACUGUCUUGCUUCUAGAUUCCGCCUAUAACACUAAGUGCCCACACGGAACAUGGACAUAUUCUUUCUGACGCCGUUCAGCUUCCUUGAUUGGGGUUGUUGCUCAGUCCUCAAGGAGACUCGUCCUGAGUGUGUGUCCCCACCCCUGGGCCCACCGUGUGCCCGUGUGUCCCACUUGGUUGGUCUUUCCCCUCUGUCUGUGACCCACAGCUGUCCCCCAACCUUGCAGCUGAGAUGAGGCAGAGGACGGUGGUGGCCAACUCAUGCUCAGUGGACAGCCCUUCCUCAGCUGUGAGGUGGCCCCGUGGACCUGUGGCCUGCUCCUUACUUCCACGUCAGGUAGGGGGCACCCCAUGUGAGAAAGGGGAGUAAGAGUCUCCUAGGAAUCCAGGCCAGACCCCCGAACCCUGGGUCCUCCACACGAGGCACCAGUAGGGAGCCUGAGGCCAAGGAGCAGGUGCUGGCCUUGCUGGCCAACAGUGUCCACCCCUAAGCCUCCCACUGGCACUGACCCCAGAGGGGUCCAGCUUUAUUCCUGACCCUCCCCCACCUCCUCAUAUCCCCAGACAUGGUCGGUAAGGAGAUGCAGUGCCCCUGGCGAGGGUCCCUGACCUGAGGAGGGAGGGGGAAGCUGUGACUCUGGGCGCUCAGUGCAGGCGUCUGAUGACUGGAGACUUGGAGGGCCUGUCCCCCCUUCCCAUCUCACCAGAGGGGGCCUCAAUAUGGACUUCUCCAGUCUCCCCCCUCACAAACCUGGCCUUGUGCAUGGUUUCUGGUGGGUGGGAGGGGAGGAGGGCUGGCGCGGCGGACUUUGCAUCUUCGGCCCUAGAAAUUCUGCGGGCAUGUUCUCGGGUGCUUUAGGGGGCUCCUAUUGGGGUGAGCCCCCUCCUGCUUGCUUCAGGGCCUCCGUGAGGCCUGAUUUCUAUGGGAGGCACUGACCCCCAGGACAUGCUGCAGCCUGUGAGAAAGAACUGGUCAUUCAACCUUUGCUUCUGCCUCCAAUGGGCAGUGAGAGGUCUGUGGAGUCCAUGGACAGACCUUGGCCAGGUUGGAGAGACUGGAUUGGGGCACCUGGCCUGUGUCAGAGACUGGACUGUCGAAAGGCACAUGAAAAAGUGCUCUGCAUCACUAAUCAUCAGAGAGAUGCAGAUCAAGAGACUGGACUGUGUCCGGGACUGCUCUCGAGCCGUCAGCUGUCCACACCACUUUCCUCUCCUGAGUACAGGCGGAGAGUAGGUGUCAGUGCAUGAGUGUGUGAGCGCUUGACUGUGUAUGAAUGUGUGAGUGCAUGAGUGUGUGAAUGCAUGAGUGUGUUUGAAUGCAUGAGUGUCUGUGUGAGUGCUUGAGUUUGUGAGUGUAUGAGUGCGUGAGUGUGUGUGAGUGUGUGUGUGAGUGCAUAGAUGUGUCUGAAUGGGAAUGUCUGUGUGUGUGAGUGGUGUGUGUGAGUGGCUGCUGGGGGGUGUAUUUGUGUACAGGAGAUUUAUGGGGACCCACAGAUUUGCUUGCGUAGCUGGCCUAGGAGACCCUUGGCUUCCUUUGCUGGAGACUGCUCUUGGGGCAGGAGGUGGAAUUAGUACUAGGCCACUGUUAGUGUAUUUUUAUGGAGAUUGUAUAUAAAAUUAUAUACAUAUAUAUAGUUUGCUCUAUUUUAAGGAGAGAGGGAACUUAGGAGAGAGGGUGGGGGGAGGGGUGAUGCCAGGAUCAGAUGCAAUAGUCCCGAGGGGGCUCUCGAUGGGAGGGACAGCCGGGCAGUGGGCAGUGGAGGAGACUGGGGCAGGAUGGGUGGGCUGCCCCCUGCGCAUAUAUAUAUAUAUAUAAAUAGGAAACCUAUAUGGAGUCUAGCUAGCUUAUCUAUAUAUCUAUAUAUCUAUAUGAAGUCAUAGCUUGCUUUAUUUUUUUACCUGUGCUUAGAGAUGUUCUGAGUGGGACCAUUGGGCCCGUGGGGUCUGGGACCCUCACUCUUGCCUUGAAGCCCUCCCCGCUCCUUGCCUCUUCUCCCGAGGCCCCUGUUCAGUUUCUCUGGGCUCCCUUUGCCCAGGACCGUGCUCCUCCACCUCCAGGGGCACACGGGCAGGAGGGCGACUGCUAGGGUCUGGGUCUCUAAGCAGGAGUGGUCUCAUCCAGAGGGGAUGGUGAGGAGAAGGCAGGAGGGGGCGCCGGGGGUGGGGGCAGCCCUAAAGCACCCGUUUCUCAGAGUGGAAGGAGGCGGCGAGGAAGGACCCUCUCCGUGCCCGGAUUCACAGCCAGUGCCGCCUGCCCGGGCAUUCAGUGGCCCCGAGUGGCAGCCCAUCUGUGGGCAGGAAGUUACCCAUUAGGGAAGGUCAGGUGCCCCUGGGAAGGGGUGGGUCCCCCACAGUGGAGAACCCUGGCCAUGAUGGCAUGUGGCUGGUGAGGAUUUCCAGAGCAGGCAGAGGGCACGGGCCCAGCCGGGGGACAGGGCUGGUGCUGGCCCAGCAGGUGCCCUGCAGACCUCAGAACCCACGUUUCCCCUGCAGCCAGUGGCUCCCCUGGGUGCUUCUUGUUCCAGAGCUCCCUGGCCUGCCCUGGGGCCAGUGACCCAGCAGAGCCGGCAGCCUUGCUGCGCACCACGUGAAGUAGGCAGUACCCCUCUCCUCAACCAAAGGCCAGCCUUCAGGGCGACUGCCGUGGGCACAGUGCUGUGGACUCUGGGAACAGGGGGACGGGCUGAGGGUGAACUGUGGCCCCAGGCCUGACGCUUCUGCCCCACGAUGUAGAUCUUGUGGGGCUCUGCCUGUGCUCAUCUCUGGCCAGCAGCCAGGGUCCCCUGGCUCUGGGGUGUUCAGGGGCCACCGUCUGCUCCUCCUGGUGGGUUUACAGGGAGCUCGAGCUAAUUCCGUGCAACCCUUGCACCCCUCGAGCUGACCAAAGCUGCUACACCAAGGGGUUUCCAGACUGUUCUUUAGCUCCUGCUCCCCCUGCCUAUGUCUGUCGAGCAGCAGUGCCGGCCCCUCCUCCUCCCUAGCGGGGGCAGCCCUGCCACGUGUGCCCCCAGGCCCAGCCGCUCUCCACGCGGUCCAUGGCAGACCUGUAGGGACAGCUCCGGGUCCAGCCACUGAGCCAGCGCACGCCGGGACAGGGGCUCCCGGGAGAGGCAGAGCUCGGAGUGGGCUGUGGGAUGGCCUCGAGCCGCCCUGGCCGCCAGCCGCGUGGUGCCGGGAGGGGACAGCUCAGGGGCCAGGGCUUCGCAGCCUCCCUGAACACCAGGGCAGCUGAACUCCGAGAGCUGGGCGCCCCGGGACAGGGUGGUGCCUGGGUCCAGCCCCUGGGCUUGGCCACUGCCUGGGCAUGGGCUCUGUGCUGCCCAGUGCCCUGGGGCUGGGCAGGCUCCAGAGCCCUUGGGUAGGUGUCAGUUCUGUUACCUGCAGCCCCAGUUUGGACAGUGCCAGUCCAAGGUCGUUCUUCGUGGACAGUGGCAUGGGGAAGGGGGUGUGCCUGUUGCCCCGUGGUGGGGGUGCCUGCCGAGCUGUGCUGGGCAGUAUGAAGGGGGGUGCACGGAGGCCACACCCCGGCAGUGCAGAAGGGGUCCUGCCCUCUGUCCAGGAUCCAGGCCAGGAGGCAGUGCUUUGAGAGACCACCCAGUGCUGGCCCUUGGGGUUGGGGUGACCCAGGGGACUGUUGAGUGAGCGAGAGUGGCUCCGUUUACCGAGUCUUAGACAUCAAUCUCACCAACUCUUUUCUUCGGGGCUCCCAAGCAGUGCUUAGGGGGCCCCAGUCCACUUCUGGGCACUCUCCACUGCCCGUGUAGUGCCCGGGGUUCAGUGCUCGGGGCCUGUGGUGCUGGGCCUGAACUUAGGGCCUUACAUGGGCCAGACCUGGGCCUCUGAGAUCUCCUGAGCCUGUCUUGAGUCAUGAGGUGAUGCCAGGCUGUUCUGCCUUGGGAAGCGGGGAGGUUGGGCGGGGGGGGGGGGGGCGGGCACGCUGCUUCCUCCCGCCUGGUGGGGUCCCCUGGACUCCCUCCUCCUUGGCCUACCCUGGCACCGAUUCCUCAGUGCUCAGCCACAGGCCCGUGACUGGCCGGCCCGCAGACCCCACAUGUCAUACCUCUGGUGGCGGGCCACCUCCUGCUUCGCCUCCCUGUCAAGUUGCGGCCCCGGGCGUGCUCAUUCCGAGCGCAUUGGUUCCUUCCUCCUGCUUCCUUUCGGGCGCCCUCCCCCGGCCAGGUCUCUGGAGAUGCCCUGCCCCGUGCUGUCUCCUGAGUUGCUGCCGGGUGCUCCCGGUGCUGUCCUGGAGAGACCCGCUGGACGGGACGCCCGCGUCCCUCUGGCGCCUUCAUGUCCCCGUCCCGUCUUCUCUUUUGUUUUUCUCGGGGGUGUGGGGAGGGAGCCUUGGGGGUUGGCUUUUGUGUUUGCUGUCUUCUCGGUGUGGGUGGGCUGGCUCAGGCCCGUGGCCCAGAGCCAGCUCCCCAGGGUGGGGCCUGCCGAGACCCACCGUCGUACAGCGCGUGCAGAGCGCCUCUGAGCGCAAACUUGAUUGGCAACUAGAGGCUUAACUUUUUGAACUUCAGGUAUGUAACUCAAAGCAAAUAAAAGCACUAUUUUUUCAGUAA